Capsella rubella is the source of this 1033-nucleotide messenger RNA. Its product is annotated as tropinone reductase homolog At2g29310. The transcript has 5 exons. Bases 63 to 851 code for a protein of 262 amino acids. Lineage: Eukaryota; Viridiplantae; Streptophyta; Magnoliopsida; Brassicales; Brassicaceae. The record is from RefSeq and is a predicted model, not a curated record. Gene Ontology annotation, molecular function: oxidoreductase activity.
AUUCUCUCUUAAUAUUUCCACCACACAAAAUAGCACUUUGGCCACUACAACAUAAAAGAAAAAUGGAUAAAAGAUGGAGUCUUCAAGGUAUGACUGCUCUUGUGACCGGUGGCACUAAAGGAAUCGGGAAAGCUGUGGUGGAGGAACUAUCUAUGUUUGGAGCAAGAGUCCACACAUGUGCCAGAGACGAAACUCAGCUUCAAGAAUGCUUACGUGAAUGGCAAGAAAAAGGGUUUCAGGUCACCACUUCUGUCUGCGACGUUUCUUCUCGUGACCAACGAGAGAAUCUCAUGGAAAAAGUUUCCUCUCUCUUCCAAGGGAAACUCAACAUCCUCGUUAAUAACGUAGGGGUACUUCGUGGGAAGCCAACAACAGAAUAUGUCGAAUAUGAUUGGACUUUACAUAUCUCAACAAAUGUGGAAGCUGCUUUUCAUUUUAGCCAGCUUUCACAUCCUCUCUUAAAGGCUUCAGGCAAUGGAAGUAUCGUCUUUAUUUCCUCUAUUACAGGGAUUGUAUCACUUGAUUGUGGAUCCAUUUAUAGUCUAACGAAAGGAGCUCUGAAUCAGCUAGCAAGAAAUUUGGCAUGUGAAUGGGCAAAAGACAGAAUAAGAGCCAAUGCUGUUGCGCCGAAUAUCAUCAAGACUCCUAUGGCUCAAUCUUAUCUUGAAGACCUAAGUUUCAUAGAGGGAUUGCUCAGUAGAACUCCACUUGGUCGCGCUGGUGAGCCGAAUGAAGUUGCAUCACUAGUGGUCUUCUUGUGUCUACCUGCAGCUUCUUACAUAACUGGUCAAACUAUUUGUGUUGAUGGAGGGCUCACUGUUAAUGGCUUAUCCUAUAAGCCACAUGCUUGAGAAUGGUCUAGUUCAAGUCUUUACCAGUUGUGUCUUUUCUGUGUUUACCUGCAGCGUCUUAUCUAACGGGUCAAACCAUUUGUAUUGAUGGACGUUUCACUGUUAUUAGUGGCUUCUCUUAUCAGCAAGAGGCUUGGGGAUGGCCUUUUUUACGUUAUUUCUAAAUAUCUUAAGCUCUCUAA